AUGUGAUCUCUAUUUAGUAUAUGUUUCACCGUUGCUCAAUGUUCUAAACAUUUUAUGAAACCGACUACAAAUAUGGAAGAGUCUUAUAAUAGUAAAAUCAUUGAUGGAGAGGCGUCUGAAUCAGAUGAAGAAGAGAUAGAGCAGGAAAGUUUUUCUACAUUAGAUUCUAUAUCUCCUUUACAAGUUUCGCCCAGUCCUCAGGCGCUGACAAAAGUCACUUUGACACCCAAAUACAAUAGUUUACUUCAAAGAAAACUAUUUGAAAAAAAUAUGAAAUUGAGAUCAGAUAUUGUAUCUUAUAAAUGUGAAAGUUUCAUAAAAUCUGCCGAUAGAAUAAAGAAUCUUAAUGAUCAAAUCAAGUUAACAUAUGUGAAAUUGCAGGAAACCUCCCAGAAAAUGAGAUUAUCUUUAAAUGAUCUUUUGAAUACCGAAGACCAGAUUAAAGAAUGCUCAGAUACGAACUUUGGGAACUUUAAAUAA
Dimorphilus gyrociliatus is the source of this 480-nucleotide messenger RNA. The record is from the annotation of a GenBank genome assembly. Lineage: Eukaryota; Metazoa; Annelida; Polychaeta; Dinophilidae.